Limulus polyphemus (Atlantic horseshoe crab) is the source of this 1097-nucleotide messenger RNA. Its product is annotated as cytochrome c-like. Gene Ontology annotation, molecular function: heme binding; electron transfer activity. The transcript has 3 exons. Gene Ontology annotation, biological process: mitochondrial electron transport, ubiquinol to cytochrome c; mitochondrial electron transport, cytochrome c to oxygen. NCBI's taxonomy places the organism in Eukaryota, Metazoa, Arthropoda, Merostomata, Xiphosura, Limulidae. Gene Ontology annotation, cellular component: mitochondrial intermembrane space. The record is from RefSeq and is a predicted model, not a curated record. The coding region runs from base 289 to 627 and encodes 112 amino acids.
AGUAGUUGUACCAUUUGUGCAACGAGUCUGAAACUGUGAGAUAACAACUUGCAAGUGCGAUAGGAAUGUUCAAAAAACUUCACUUUGGCUAAAAUUAUUCAGUACUACUAUAAACUAGAACUAAUUAGUACAUAUAUUUGUGGAACUUCACCGAAACUGGAAGUACUAAACCCAAAAAGUAAAACGUAGUACGUUUAACAUAGUUGCAAUUUGCAGAUCUAAUUAUUUGUUCGUUACUUUUGUAGAUUGAAUUUGAACUGUUGAAGACAGGCACUAGGUAACUUAAAAAUGGUGAGUGAAGAGAUUCCUGUUGGUAAUUCAGAAAAAGGGAAGAAGUUGUUUAUUCAGAGAUGUGCCCAGUGCCACACGGUGGAGAAAGGAGGCAAGCACAAGACUGGGCCCAAUCUUCAUGGACUCAUUGGUCGUAAGACAGGUCAAGCCCCAGGAUUCUCAUACACAGAUGCCAACAAGACCAAAGGAAUUACCUGGGAUCGUGACACAUUGUGGGUGUACCUAGAAAACCCUAAGAAAUACAUUCCUGGAACAAAGAUGGUGUUUGCUGGCCUGAAGAAAAAACAGGAACGAGCUGACCUCAUAGCAUUUUUGGAACAAUCUACUCAAUCAUAGAAUUUAUAGUUAGAAAUAAUUUUCCCUAGAACAAUGAUUAUGAAAUUACUAUUUAAUAUUGAAUCACUACAUGUAAUUCUCUCUCUGAAAAUUCAUUAUGAAGUUUUACCAGUUACACAACUGCUAGAUGUAAGAGGUUUGACAGAUAUUUUAAGAUGAAAAACAUUAAAACCUGUGAAUAAUUUUUUAUAGUGUUUUUUAAAGUAAAACUCAAGUUUUAUAUAUGUAGUAAUAUCAAAUACUUCUUAAGAACAUGCAGUUUUUCAAAUGUUAGAUGAAGUAUAUUUAUCAGUUAAUAGAAAAUACCCAGUAGUAAAAUGACUGUAUUACUUGUAAUAUUAGUUUUGUAAUAGUUGGAAUUAGUAGUUUCAGUGUAAGUAAAUAAUCUAGACAAACAGUCUUUUAACAUUUUCUUAGUAGUUGCAAAGAACGAGUUAUCAUUCCUUAAUUAAAGAACAGUUUUACUUUGA